AAUCGAAUUUUAAGAGCAGCAUACCCGAAAAUUAAUUUUUUUUUUUCCAUUUUCCGGAAAUUGAGCUAAUCUUUCGUCUCACUCCAAUUUAAUCAAUCUAAUCUUAUCAUUAUAGUCCAUUUGGUUCACCCCUGAAUUCCGAAUAACUGGUCGGAGAAAGUCUUUGUUAAAGAGGAAAAAGAACCAAGGAAAAGAAGUGAAAUAAUGGACCAGACGUUGCCGACGACGUCGUCCAAGUCCGAUCGCCGAUCGAAAUCAAAGACUCCGCAGGCCUCCAAACCUUCCCUGAUGAUGGCCUUCUUCUCUUGUCUCGCUUGGCUUUACGUUGCCGGACGACUCUGGCAAGAUGCAGAGACUAGAACUCUAUUGGCCUCUCUUUUGAAGCAAAAUUCAGCUCAGAGACCGAAAACGCUGACAGUUGAGGACAAGCUAACGGUAUUAGGAUGCAAGGAUUUGGAGAGGAGGAUUGUUGAAGCUGAGAUGGAGUUGACUUUGGCAAAGAGUCAAGGGUACCUGAAGAGCCAGUUUAAGCAAAGUGGUUCUGCUCCAGGGAAAAAGCUUCUGGCUGUUAUUGGAGUUUAUACCAGUUUUGGGAGUCGGUUGAGAAGGAACGUUUUCAGAGUGUCUUGGAUGCCAAAAGGUGAUGCAUUGUCCAAGCUUGAAGAAAGGGGAAUCAUCAUACGAUUUGUAAUUGGUCGGAGUGCUAAUCGAGGUGACAGCUUGGAUCGCAACAUUGAUGAGGAAAAUCGUGUCACGAAAGAUUUCUUGAUUCUUGAUGGCCAUGAGGAGGCUCAGGAGGAGUUGCCCAAGAAGGCCAAAUUUUUCUUUAGUACUGCUGUCCAGAUGUGGGAUGCAGAAUUUUAUGUAAAAGUGGAUGACAAUAUUGAUCUUGAUCUUGAAGGACUGAUUGAACUUCUUCAGAGCCGACGUGGUCAAGAAAGUGCUUAUAUGGGAUGCAUGAAAUCAGGAGAAGUGGUUGCUGAAGAGGGAAGGCCAUGGUAUGAACCGGAAUGGUGGAAAUUUGGGGAUCAGAAAUCGUACUUCCGGCAUGCUGCUGGUUCACUUUUCAUACUCACCAAAAAUUUGUCCGAGUAUAUUUACAUCAACAGUGCAUCUUUGAAGACUUAUGCUCACGAUGACACAUCUGUGGGGUCGUGGAUGAUGGGUGUUCAAGCAACUUACAUAGAUGACAGUCGCUUAUGCUGUGUUAACUCCAGACAAGAUAAGGUAUGUUCGUUAGCAUGAUAGGUGAUGCUGAUUUGCAAUGACAAAAGAUGCUACAUUUUCCUUGAGGGGGGCUGUAAACUGGCAUCUGAUACCUCUGGGAAAUCUUCUUGAGCCGAGUAUGUGGCAGCUGACGAGUGCCUGAUACUUUAGGCCCUAUCGUCGAAGAUUUGUUAAACAUUUUGCAUCAUUCUUUGCUUCACGAGUUUGGCGGCAAUUCUUUGUAGCAUAUGAUUUAUUCAAACAUGAAGGGUUAGAUAGAAAUGGUGACAAUGUAUACUUCAGAAAUUGAUUGUUGAUAGGUAAAAAAGCAAACAACAGAGCAGAAUUAGGAACAUUUCUCCUGCAUAGAGAACCGCAUUUUUUA
Messenger RNA from Coffea eugenioides, 1591 nucleotides. RefSeq names its product hydroxyproline O-galactosyltransferase HPGT3-like. Gene Ontology annotation, molecular function: hexosyltransferase activity. Lineage: Eukaryota; Viridiplantae; Streptophyta; Magnoliopsida; Gentianales; Rubiaceae. The coding region runs from base 205 to 1245 and encodes 346 amino acids. The record is from RefSeq and is a predicted model, not a curated record. The transcript is spliced from 12 exons. Gene Ontology annotation, cellular component: Golgi membrane.